UAGACCGCCGGAAUCUUUCCGUUGCCACCGGCGCCGCCGCGCCGCCAUGUUCCGCCUCCGAAGCACCAUGCUCAGCCGUCUCCUCUCUCCAUCCUCCGCCUGCCCCGUCUCCUCUAUCCAGCGCUUCCUCUCCGCCGAGGCCCCCCUCAUUACCCCAAAACCUAGCUUCGCCGUCGAGGAUUACCUUGUCACCACCUGCGGCCUCACCCGAGCGCAAGCUCUCAAGGCCUCCGCCAAGCUCUCCCACCUCAAAUCCCCCGCCAAUCCCGACGCUGUCCUUGCCUUCCUCGACGGCGUCGGCCUCUCCAACGCAGACGUCGCCGCCCUCGUCGCCAAAGACCCGGAGUUCCUCUGCGCCAGCGUAGAGAGAACCCUAGCCCCCAUCGUCGUCGGGCUCAGCGGCCACGGCCUCUCACAUGCUGAGAUCGCGCGCCUCUUCUCGCUCGGCCUCUCCAUCUACCGUUGUAGAUCCGCCGUCUCCAAUCUACCAUACUACAUGUCGCUCUUCGGCUCCACCGAGAACCUCGUCCGGUUUCUCAGGCGAAGCUCCAGCCUCCUCGGAAGCAGCCUUGAGAAGGUGGUCAAGCCCAAUGUCGCGUUCCUGCGGGAGUGUGGGCUAGGUGAUUGUGAUAUUUCCAAGUUGUGCCUCUCUUCCCCAUGGCUGUUCAAAAUGAACCCAGAGCGCGUCCAAGCGAUGGUGGAGCGCACCGAAGAGCUUGGUGGGCACCGUGGGUCCGUGAUGUUCAGGCAUGUGCUGAAGGCUGUUGCAUCCCUUGGCGAGGGGAAGAUCGCGGACAAAAUGGAGUACUUGAAGAACACGUUCAGGUGGUCGGAUGCUGAGGUGGGCACUGCUGUUUCUGGGCUUCCAGCGAUGCUGGCGAGUUCUAAGGACAUACUGCAGAGGAGGUCAGAAUUCCUCAUCUGUGAGGUGGGGUUGGAACCACCCUACAUUGCUCGUCGCCCGGCAUUGCUCUCUUAUAGCUUGGAGGGCCGGCAGAGACCCCGCUUUUAUGCUGUGAAGUUUCUCAAGGAAAAUGGACUGCUCAAGCGUGACCCGAGCUACUAUGCAAUAGUCCAGGUCACCGAGAAGGUAUUCAUGGAGAGGUACAUAUUCCCUCACAAGGAAGCCGCACCACAUCUCGCUGAAGACUAUGCAACCGCUUGUAGAGGGGCGGUGCCUGCUAGACUCAUGUUUGCAUGAACCAAGAACUGGCAUGGAAACUGGUAGCUGCGUAUGGCACAUCAAAUUUCGCUCUGCGUAUUAGCCUGACAAUUCCUGAUUCGGUAUUCUUGGCCUAACAGAGUGGUGGAUGUUUGCUUAGUACCUUAUAUAUGUUCAUGACAACAUCCAGUGGAGAAGAAAGCAUCGCACUGCUAUCUUGUCCAUCCUCAGGUCAUAUUGGAACACAUAUUGGAAGUAAGAGAGUGAGAUCCCAGAUAUGGGCAUUCUGCAAAUGCUUUCAAGUUUCAAUGAGUAGCAUAUCUGCACACUAUAUCUUUAUGUUCUCAAAUGGCCAUUGCAGAUUUGGGUGCAAAACUCAAUAUAUUUUCCCAUGAAAUAAGAUUCUAAUUAUCGCCAUGAAGAUGAUAUGAAAGUCUCCUAAUGCUUUGAUUCCAUAGUUUCUGGCCUUCUGAACUUAUGUGCUUCACAACUCAAUACUUUGUUAUGCUAUUUGUUAACUUAUGAGAUGGCACCAAAAUUAUAUCUUCUUGUUAUCUACAAAAUCCAGUGUUUUCAUAUAUGGUUGUUGAUUGAUCUACCAUAAUGUUUGAGAGCUCUGGUUAGUGAUAUGUUGAUUUGGUUGGUGUUUGCAAGAUCAACCUCUGUUGUUAUAUUAGUAUUCUCAUUAUCUGUGGGAUUUUUGGAAUCUGCGGGCAUGCACCUUCACUUCUUUAUGAUAAUUAAAGCUUCCCUUUUUUACUAGGUGCUGAUUUUCUUAUCUAUAAUUCCAAGUAUUUAUUCAAGUUUGUGUCCUUUUUAUGUGUCAGGCUGUGGCAGCAUGCCCCUGAAAUCCUGAGCAUUUUAUCCAGUAAGAGAUAAACACUUAAUAAUCAAAUUCUAUUUGGAGAUAUUUCUAUUUUGAUUCUGUUUCAACUUGCAAAUAACUGAUAACAAAAAGUUUUGUAGAUGCGACCUUUCAUGCAUGACAUUGGAACAUGGUUCGGAACAUUUGCAAGGGUGAAAAAAAAAUAUCCUUGAGUCCAUUUCUUCAGCGACAACUUCUGGUACAGCAAUCCCAUCACAUAUCCUCUUUUGUUCUUUCUAACCCGGUCAGCAGCUUAGGCCUUUGAGAGGCCGACCAAUGAGUAAAAUUAAAAACAAACAAUAAUAAACUCUAGAAGUCAUAAGUAGUUUUCUGUUGCUAAGUAGUAUCUGUGGAAUCUGGUAAGCUGAUCUUCUAGAAUCAGUGGCAGGGGCAGACCCAGACCAAAUGUUCAGUGGGGGCAAUUCAGCUGAGUGGGGGCAGUUCUAGUGCAAAUUCCAUAUUUUUGCAACUUUUCCUUCGAUUGCAGACAAAUAACACGGGAAUUUCAAAAAUUUAGUGGGGGCCACUGCCUCCACUCAGCUAUACAUGGGUCCACCCCUGAUCAGCGGUGUGCCUGCCUAUCAUCUGUGGAGUUUUGCUUCCUUGGAAUAGUAGAGAGUUGAUGAUAGCUGUUGGAGUUAGCUUGGUUGUUCCGGACCAUUUGGAAGACGAGAAAUUUAGCUUGUUUUCGGCAAACCAUCCUGAUUAUUCUAGCUACUAACUUGGUUUUACAUUUUUUUCUACUGGAUCACCUACUUGGUUGGGAGCCAAGCUGCGGCAGCUAGUGGCAAGUGAUGUCGUUCAUGGCUGGAACGUUUGUUGCUAUGCUGCGCUUGGAGAAUGGCUGAAGAACAAUUUGGCUAUCUGCCUGCUAUAUGUGUAUCUCUGAACUUCUUUGGACUUGGUUUGGUCAGUGCCCAUGUAUGGCUGACGUUGUACCAGGAGUAGUAGCUUCUGUUGGGGCAGUGGUUCAGAAAUAUGGAAUGUGGUUUGUCCUUC
This is a messenger RNA of Lolium perenne, 3026 nucleotides long. The record is from RefSeq and is a predicted model, not a curated record. NCBI's taxonomy places the organism in Eukaryota, Viridiplantae, Streptophyta, Magnoliopsida, Poales, Poaceae.